GGCCUAGCGCGCCAAGCCUCAACUUCGACGUUCCUGUACAGCUUCAACUUCCCUCUCACUCCCGCCUUAAUCAAUAAAAGUCAUCGUCCCCUUCUGUUCCUCCCCUUCCAUUGCGCCUCGGAACCUACGGACUCGGGUGUCGAAUUUCUUCUACCUUUACUCACCUGUCCAUUGACGCCGAAUUUUCCCGUCCCUCCAUCUCGCCCGUUCACCAUGGCCGGCCCGAAACCCACCGGUUUCGACCUCAAGGAAUUCAAGGCCGCCGCUUCUCCUCGGUCGGUCUGGGCCAAGAAGGACCCCUGGGCUCGCUAUGAGACCUGGAGAUACACCGGCCCCUUCAGCCGCUUCAACCGUUUCAAGGUCAUCUUCCCCGGCUUCGGCAUUGCCAGCGUUGCCUUCGCUGGAUACUGCGCAUACGAGGCUCUCUUCAUGAAGCACGAUGAUCACCACGGCGAGGGCCACCACUAAGCCGACCAAUUGAAAACAUCGCAUUGAGACGGAACGGAUCCCUUAACGAAUGACCGACCGAUAUCAAUGGAUUUGAAAAUAAAAUGAGGAUACCCCGGAUUACAGUCGACAAAGUCGUCUGAAUAUCAGGAGACGUUGCGCUUUUCGGUUUCUUAGAAGGGAUCAUGUGUUGAACCUGUGCCAGUGGCUAGGCUUCAGAGGCUACGACUGUGCGGGAAAUAAACUAUUGAUUGUCAUGACUGGCCCUUGCACUGCAGUCGGCGCUUGGGUUGUUUGAAUUUGUCGGAUGUACAUAGUAUCUAUCUGGUUUUCGUUAUAUCAAGACUGUACUUUUGCUGUUUGUUUGGUCUCGUGCGAGUUUGACCUAGAAUGCUACGUCAUUUGGCAAGUAUUGCACUACGUGGUGCAGUUGUGCGCUUCGAUAAUCAGUGGCGUUCGUACUGGUAGAUUGUAUAAUUUUUGUUGCGCUAAUAUAUGUGAUCCAUUUU
This is a messenger RNA of Aspergillus alliaceus, 956 nucleotides long. RefSeq names its product NADH dehydrogenase [ubiquinone] 1 beta subcomplex subunit 3. The record is from RefSeq and is a predicted model, not a curated record. Gene Ontology annotation, biological process: mitochondrial respiratory chain complex I assembly; electron transport chain. The transcript has 2 exons. NCBI's taxonomy places the organism in Eukaryota, Fungi, Ascomycota, Eurotiomycetes, Eurotiales, Aspergillaceae. Gene Ontology annotation, cellular component: mitochondrion. Bases 214 to 468 code for a protein of 84 amino acids.